Molecule: messenger RNA, 621 nt
Organism: Botrytis cinerea B05.10
Lineage: Eukaryota; Fungi; Ascomycota; Leotiomycetes; Helotiales; Sclerotiniaceae
Exons: 4
Coding region: 37-360 (107 amino acids)
Source: RefSeq, a predicted model, not a curated record
GGAGAAACAACGGCUUUACUUCGAAGCGAAAAUCUCAUGAAAGCAAUAGAUCGAUACAAAGUCAUUUGCUUUACCAGGCUCGUCGCACAAAAGCAGAAUCUUCGGAGUUGCAUCUACAAGAAGUCACACACAAAAAUACACCUAAAGUUUACCCAAGACGAUAAUGGUCCUGAGUACGGUACUGGCAGGUACCCUGAGAAACCCCACCAAGAAUCAAAGAUGGCGACUUCUCAGGGCCCGCUGGUCCUGACAAGGCCAUCUAUCUGUCUGGUAUCAAAAAAAUGUGACAACCAAGCAAGUGGGACCCUGAAAUAUCUCACCAUGACCAUGGCGCUCCGAUCAUUCUUGUUGGGGUUUUAGAAUAUUCAUCAUUCUUCGUAUGUACUCACCGUGUCUUGCUACCUUUUUCCCCCACCAUGUCAAUAACCGUUGCUCGAUGCAAAUCUACGCACAAUUACUAGCAAAAAAAGACAAGCAGACUCCAAGCACCAUGACGAAGCUCACCUACAAGCGGCGGGCACUCCUCUCAAGCACACAGGAAGAUGUGGGCGUCCACCGUCUUGAAACCACAUUUGGAAGUGGAGUCGGCACCCCAGCCAAUAAAGUCAUCAACUGACUUCA